This is a messenger RNA of Prorocentrum cordatum, 524 nucleotides long. NCBI's taxonomy places the organism in Eukaryota, Dinophyceae, Prorocentrales, Prorocentraceae. The record is from the annotation of a GenBank genome assembly.
AGAUAGCUUCAGGCCGGUGGUCCCCUCGGCGCCGGGGUGCCUCCCGCGGCUUGCGAUGGGCGGCACCACAAGCUGCUGCGCCUGCGGGAGCGCGGUUAAUCACGUCGCCAUCAUUAUGUUACCAAAUAUGUGUGCAUGGCGGCCCGAAGGAAAGGCUGCAUUCAGGACCCAGGACGAAGAACAGAGCAUCACCGCCAUGACUGCAGAGUCGAAAGAGGACUCGAUGGCGACGAAGUCCGAGAUGGUCGUGCAGAGCGCGAGCGGGAGCUCUAUUAAGGCGAACCCGACGCUGCAGGCUCUGCAGGGCCGCUGGACACGUCAGGGGGACGCGGUGACGAUGGGGGAGGUCAGAGGCGACAAGAUGCACUGGAGCGAGGACCUGUGGGCUGGCUCCAAGCCGGGCGAUCUCGAGAUGGCCCCCUCUGGGAGCGUCCUGAUGUCCCUCGAGACCGAGGGCCGGCGAGAGAGCUUCAGCGGGCAGCUGGCGCCCGGCAACGCGGAGCUGAGAUGGAGCGACGGCGAGG